Pseudozyma flocculosa PF-1 is the source of this 858-nucleotide messenger RNA. RefSeq lists its product as uncharacterized. Lineage: Eukaryota; Fungi; Basidiomycota; Ustilaginomycetes; Ustilaginales; Ustilaginaceae. The record is from RefSeq and is a predicted model, not a curated record. The transcript has 2 exons. Gene Ontology annotation, molecular function: mRNA binding. The coding region runs from base 1 to 858 and encodes 285 amino acids.
AUGUCCGGAUACGCACCAGCCUACCCAAGCGGCAGCGCACCAGGGCCAUCCAGCGACGCCCAGGCAGCGUCAACCUCGACCGACCCAUACGCCCCCUUCUACUUUUGGGACGCCACCACCAACCAGUGGGCAUUCGACUACAACUCCUACUACGCCGCCUACGGCUACCCCGCCGACUACGCCGACCCCAACGCCAUGCCAUCCGCCUCCACACAGGCAGCCUACGACCCCUACGCCGCCAACGCAGCGUACGGCGCGGAUCCAAACGCCAUCUUCGGCCCCGCCUACCCCGUCGAUCCAAACGCACCACCGCAAACGGUCGAGGCGGGCAAGCAGGAACCGAUCAGAGACGAGAACGGCAGGAUCAUCCCGGGAAAGCUCAAAAAGGGCGAGACCAGGGAGACGGUGCUCCGCAAGGGCGCAGGAAAAGUGUGGGAGGACCAGACGCUCCUCGAAUGGGACCCAUCCCACAAGCGGCUCUUCGUCGGCGACCUCGGCAACGACGUAUCGGACCAGACGCUCUCGGCCGCCUUUGAAAAGUACCCCUCGUUCUCAAAGGCGCGCGUCGUCCGCAAAAAGGACGGAAAGGGCCGGGGCUACGGCUUCGUCGCCUUUGCCGACCCGGAAGACUUUCUGCGCGCGUGGAAGGAGAUGGACGGCAAGUACAUCGGCUCGCGGCCCUGCCGGCUCAAAAAGGCCACCGAGGAGGUCAAGGCCGUCACGAUUGGCGCGAGGAAGGACAAGAUGCUCGCCAUCAGCGCCAAGCUCGACCAGGAGGCGUACAAGACGAAAAUGGGCGGCGCCAUCGGCAAGCACCUGCGCAGGCAGGGCGGGUCGGGCAAGCCGUACGCAAAGUGA